Messenger RNA from Parathielavia appendiculata, 885 nucleotides. RefSeq names its product NGG1p interacting factor 3. The coding region runs from base 1 to 885 and encodes 294 amino acids. The transcript has 3 exons. Gene Ontology annotation, cellular component: cytoplasm; mitochondrion. NCBI's taxonomy places the organism in Eukaryota, Fungi, Ascomycota, Sordariomycetes, Sordariales, Chaetomiaceae. The record is from RefSeq and is a predicted model, not a curated record.
AUGGAGCCAACUCUCCAAAGCCCUCUCUUCACCCGCCAGAUCGUCCUGGCCAUGCGCGCUCUAUACCCCGAGGAACUCGCGGACCGCACAUGGGACAAUGUUGGCCUGCUCCUAGAAAACAUCGACCCUCCUGAAGGCAGGGUCCCUAAGCGGGUGCUGCUCACCAACGACCUGACCCUGCGCGUUGCUGAGGAGGCCAUUUCCAAAAACGUGUCUGUCAUUGUGAGCUACCACCCCUUCAUCUUCCGCGGCCUCAAGUCCAUCACCCUGAACGACCCCCAUCAAAGCAUCGUCCUGCGCUUGGCCCAAAACAACAUCGCCGUCUACAGUCCCCACACCGCUCUGGACGCCGCCCCGGGCGGGAUCAACGACUGGCUCGCCGACAUCCUCGAUGGUAUCAGAGAUAUCUCUACAUACCGGUCCGUUGUCCAGCCGAUUCGGGGCACGGUCCCAGCAGGCUUCGAGGGCGCAGGUUACGGACGCUUAGUUCGAUUCAACGGGCCUGUCGCCUUCGAGAAGCUUGCUACGGAGUUUGCCAUCAAGUUCGGUAUGUCGUCCGUCAUGGUGGCACGGCCGGGCCCGGCGGCGACGACAUCGCAUGAGAUCCGCACCGUCGCGUUGUGUGCUGGGUCCGGGUACGACGUGCUCAAAGACGUCGAUGCAGAUCUUUAUGUAACCGGAGAAAUGACGCAUCACAACGCGUUGCGCCUAACAAUGCUGGGCAAGUACGUCCUGACUGUGUUCCACAGCAACUCCGAGCGGGGAUUCUUGAGGGAUGUAUUGCAAGGGCAGCUGCAGAGGGCCCUGGUGCGGGAGGCCGAGGUGUUGGUCAGCGAAGAAGACAAGGAUCCAUUUGAGAUAUGGACGCCGGAAACAAGCGCUUGA